AUGAUUUUUGAUAUAACAGGGCUAGAUAUUGCUAUUGGAUAAAUAUCCUUAAACAUAUUGGUUUCUCUAUCAUAUUUAAUCAGAUCAAAAUAAAAUUAGAAGAAUUUACAAACCUCCAAAAAAAUUAUUUUAAAAGUAUACACUUAUUCUAUUUAAGAAAAAUACGAAAAAACAAACUGAGGAAGUAUUUUAAUCAAAGUUGACUAUCUAAAACUAAACAUCCUCAAGUAAGUCUACACCCUAUAAUAGUAAAAAAAAAUGUUAGUGCUUUAAGGUCUUAAAAACCUAAUGAAUUAGAUUAAAAUAAUUCCAAAAAAAAUUAAGCCGAUAAUUAUCCUUAAUCAUCAGGGCUACUGCUCUCUCCUAGCAACAAAAUCUUGGGUAUUGAUAAUAGUAAUCACUAGAAAACGACAAACUUAUGUCAGAUACAAAUCGAUAGACUCAUAGAUCGAGUUUAGUGCCCAUCCUUUAAACUUAAAAAUAGUAAACCUCUAGCAAGUCUAGUAGUUGCACCCAAAAUCUUACACCAAAUGUAAAACCAUCACCCGAUUAAAAUAAAUCAAUCAUAAAUUAGCUAAAAGAGAACCCUAGUUUUGCAGGAUCAAAAUUAGUUUAAUGUUAAGUAUUAACAAUAGCAAAAUUGUUUUUAGUAAUGUAAAGCUGACAAUUCUGUCGAAUAAUCUGAUGAUAUUAUUACUAUUGAAAGAAAAAGGAACAUGAGCAUACCUUCAGAACUAAAGGAAGAUGAGAACUAAGAAAAGAUAAUGGAAAAAAAGCAAUAAGAGGAAUAAAGAUUAAAAAUUUAAUAAUACAAAGAAACAGAAUACACAUAAUAUAUUCAACUAUAAAAUCACUUCCUUUUAUUUUCGUGCAUGUUUUUUGUGCAAUCAAUCAUACACAAAAUCAACUCCAACUUAUCAUUAUAUGAAGAAAUAAAUUUAAACAAUGCUUUGGAGAUAUAUUUAUUGUAGGCUUGUAUUGGAGGAUUUUAUUAUAAUGUGUUUUAAGCACUGAUAAUCAUUUUUUUGGAAAAAGUCUUAAAAUGCCAUUCACUAAUAACUAGAUUAUUAUUCUCUGCAUAUAAUAUCUCUGCUCCUUUUUACCUAUAUUCAACAAUGUAAGAAUAGAAUAAACUGAUAAAUUUAGAAUUUAUGCUAAUGAUUGGAUGCAUCUAUUUUAUAUAGUUCUUCUUUUUUAUUUUUUGUAGAAUACUGAAUUGGAAAAAUUACCCUCUGACUUUAUUUUUGACAAUUUGA
This is a messenger RNA of Paramecium octaurelia, 1256 nucleotides long. The record is from the annotation of a GenBank genome assembly. Lineage: Eukaryota; Ciliophora; Oligohymenophorea; Peniculida; Parameciidae.